Molecule: messenger RNA, 962 nt
Organism: Siniperca chuatsi (mandarin fish)
Lineage: Eukaryota; Metazoa; Chordata; Actinopteri; Centrarchiformes; Sinipercidae
Product: protein POLR1D-like
Exons: 3
Coding region: 138-572 (144 amino acids)
Source: RefSeq, a predicted model, not a curated record
GGACAGCAAAAAACACAGGGUCCUCGGUUGAAGGACCUCGCGGAGAAGUAAACAAAGAAGAUGUUGAGCGAAUUAACAUACAACCAUCGAUUUUAGUCGAAUUGAUUUUAUUACAACGUGUAAUUGAUUACGACACGAUGGGAGAGGAAAAUGAACUGGAAAAGCGUGCGGUAGAGGAGCUCCUAAGGGAGACUGACAGGGCUCGGGUGAGAGCAGAGACCAUGGGCCCUGCAGGAUGGUUGAAGUGUCCCCUGCGGAGCACCAACAAGCGCUUCCUCCUCAACACCCUGCGCUCCACCGGCCUGCAGCGGCGCACCGGUGAGCCCAGAGACGGACACUCCACCGCAAGAGGGCGCCUGAGGAGCGACUCCCCGGACAGGAGUCGCGACCGCAGCAGAACACCUCCCGGAGAUGAUGGAGGCCACACAGACCAUAAACACCAUCACAGGGACAGCUGCAAUAACAAAGAUAAGAAGCAGGAUAGAGACAAAGACAGGAGUUACAGGCACAAAGACCACAGAGACCGGAGACAUGGGAGGGAUGGCCAGAACAGAGACAGACAGACUUUAUGACUUCUGUCCAGGAAGGAGGAACACUGCUUCUUUUACAAAGGCCACUCCUUGUCCAGGGGGCACAGAGACAGUCCUGAAACUGCUCCCUGGCCAGCUAACACACCUGGCAGAUCUGCCAGCAGGCUGAAAGACCUCCUGGCAUGUUGGAAACUGCAUAGAAGAAAGAGCCAAAGACAAGUUUUUAAUCCUGCUGAUGGAGGAGGGUGGAGAAUUGUCUUACGUGGUAGUUUACUGACAGUUCACGUUUGAAGUUUUUCUAGUUGUUGAGGUUUACUUGAUUUAAAUCGCCCAUGAAGCCAGCAGUCAAGAUAAAAAUAAUUUUUAAUGUUUUUUUUCCCAGAUUUUCCACUGAAAUUGGAGUGAAUAAAGUGGCCGUUAUAUCUCAGGAAA